CAGCAGCAGAGGCUCCGCUGUGGGUCUGGUCUCGCUCGUGCAGCGCUGCAGCAGCACUCUGGGGCUCGUGUGCAGGCGUGAGAGCUGCAUGUGUGUUGGAUGCUCUCCAGUGGAAUGAGUCCAUGGUGACGCUCUGUUGGUGUGUGCUGUCCACCGUGUUGAGGUGAGGGUGUGGUUGCCAUGGUAACCAUGCCUGUGUUGCCCCUGCCUUCUCCUGGACCCUUUAUCUGCCUCCUCCUCUCCCUGCCACUCAUUAUGUCCCAGAAUCCUCCCCUCCACGUGAACCCGACCGCGAACCCUGACCCGCUGCCCUCCCGCUCUCAGCAGUGCAGCAGGAAGGAGCAUCCGGUUACAUCCUAUACAGCUUUGACCCCCUGGCUCUCAUCCUUUUCGAUGUCUGAAGUGUAUGAUUAUUCCCAGCUCACUGUGGACCUCAGCAGGAGCCAGCUGAUAGUGGGGGCCAGAAACUAUCUGUUCAGACUGAAUCUGACUGAUCUCUCUCUAUUACAGGGUGCAGAGUGGGGGGUGGAUGAAGACACACGGAGGUCCUGUCAGAGUAAAGGAAAAACAGAGGACGAGUGUCAGAAUUACGUUCGUGUUCUGCUCCUGAAUGGUUCUCGUCUCUUUGCGUGUGGAACGAACGCCUUCUCCCCAGUCUGCUCCUCCCGGCCCGUUUCAGAUCUUGCUCAAGUCACUGAUUCAGUUAACGGAGUGGCUCGCUGCCCGUACGACCCCAAACACAACUCCACCGCCAUGCUGACGGACAGCGGAGAACUGUACGCCGCCACUGUCAUCGAUUUCUCCGGCCGCGACCCGGUCAUCUACCGCAGCCUGGGCACCCUGCCACCUCUCCGCACUGCCCAGUAUAACUCCAAAUGGCUCAACGAGCCUCACUUUGUCUCUGCGUACGAGGUCGGGCGCUUCACCUAUUUCUUCCUGCGGGAGACGGCGGUGGAGCAGGACUGCGGGAAGGCCGUGUAUUCACGAGUGGCCCGCGUUUGUCAGAAUGAUGUUGGCGGCCGUUUCCUGCUGGAGGACACCUGGACGACAUUCAUGAAGGCCAGGCUGAACUGCUCGCGCUCUGGAGACGUGCCUUUCUACUACCACGAGCUCCAGAGCACCUUCUACCUGCCUGAGCAGGACAUCAUCUACGGAGUCUUCACUACCAACGUUAACAGCAUUGCAGCAUCUGCAGUGUGCGCCUUCAACCUCAGUGCCAUCACUCAAGCAUUUAAUGGACCGUUCCGCUACCAGGAGAACCCCCGGACCAGCUGGCUGUCCACCCCUAACCCCAUCCCCAACUUUCAGUGUGGCACAGUAGGUGAUGGUGGUCCCGGGGGGAAUCUAACAGAGCGCAGUCUUCAGGACGCUCAGCGACUGUUCCUGAUGAAUGAUGUUGUGCAGCCCAUCUCUGUCAAUCCCCUGAUCAGCCAGGACAACAUCCGAUUCUCCAAAGUGGCGGUGGACAUCGUGCAGGGCCGAGACAGGCUGUACCACGUUAUCUACAUCGGCACAGAAUAUGGCACCGUCAUAAAGGCGCUCUCCACAUCCAAUAAGAGCCUGCGUGGGUGUUACCUGGAAGAGAUGAAGCUCCUCCCAGAAGAUGAAUGGGAGCCAAUCCUGAACCUGCAGAUCCUGCAGAGUGACAGGUCUCUGUUUGUGGGGCUGAAUAGCAAAGUCCUCAAAAUACCACUGGAGAGAUGUUCCAACUACCAAACACAAAGUGACUGUCUGGAUGCGAGGGAUCCGUACUGUGGCUGGGAUCGUAAACAGAAACGCUGCAGUACGAUAGAGGAAAGCUCCAAUAUGAGUCAGUGGAUCCAGAACAUUACACACUGCCCUGAGCGAAACCUCACCCAGGAUGGAGCUUUUGGGUCAUGGUCACCGUGGCAGUCCUGUAACCACAAUGACGGUGGUGAAAACACCAGCGCCUGUCAGUGCCGAUCUCGGUCCUGUGAUAGUCCUGCUCCUCAGUGUGGAGGACUGGAGUGUGUGGGUGCAAAGAUCGAGGUGGCCAACUGCUCCAGAAACGGUGGUUGGACCCCCUGGUCCUCAUGGUCUCCCUGCAGUACCAGCUGUGGUGUGGGGUUUGAGGUGCGACAGAGAUCCUGCAAUAACCCGGCCCCCCGGCACGGUGGGAGAGUAUGCGUGGGCCAGGCCAGAGAGGAGAGGUUAUGUAAUGAGAAUACUCCGUGUCCUUUGCCGGUGUCCUGGGUGCCGUGGAGCUCCUGGUCUAAGUGCAGCGCCCCCUGUGGUGGAGGAAUCCAGUCUCGGGUCAGAACCUGCGAGAAUGGAAACACCUGCUCAGGCUGCCCUCUGGAGUACAAAGCAUGUAACCUGGAGGCGUGUGCAGAGGUUCGUCGGAACACACCCUGGUCCCCGUGGUACCCGGUGAAUGUAACAGUAAGCGGAGCUCGGCAGGAGCAGCGCGUGCGGUUUACCUGCAGAGCUCUACUGGCCAACCCACACGACCUGCAGCUCGGCAAACGCAAACUGGAGACACGUACCUGUCCGCCCGGUGACGGGACACCAGGCUGCGAGACUGACGGUCUGGUGGAUGAUUUGGUGAGGGUAAGCCGGCCUGUUAACCAUGUACAAGGAGCCUCCUGGUCCCCGUGGGAGACAUGGUCCUCCUGUUCUAAAGAGUGUUCUAAAGGGUUCCGCACUCGUAAGCGUUCGUGUUUAUCACCUGAUGGGAAGAGCUCACCGUUUUCCUGCAGCGGAACUCCUGUGGAAUAUCAGGACUGCAAUACACAGCCAUGCUCAGUAAAAGGGGUGUGGUCAUGCUGGUCUUCCUGGUCUGAGUGUUCUAUGUCCUGCGGGGGUGGGCAUUAUCAGCGCACUCGGAGCUGCUCUAAUCUCACCCCUAAACUUUCAGGCGACAUUUGCAUUGGAUUACACACUGAGGAGGCUCUCUGCAACACACACGAGUGUGAAGGAGGAGGGUGGGGGGUGUGGUCCGAGUGGUCUGACUGUGAGGAGGGGUUUCAGCACCGCAGUCGCACCUGUGAUGUAAGCACUGAGCCCUGUGAGGGGAACAACACAGCCUGGAGAGCCUGUGCUCCCAGUGAGAGUACAGUGGGCUUACCUGGACAGAAGAGGGGCUUAAACUGUGGAGGUUUCUCUCUCUUCCACCUGCUGCUGACGGGCGUGAGCUGCUUCCUGGCUGCUCUGUUUGGAUCUUUUAUGGUUUAUGUUUUCUGUCAGAAGGUCCGUAACCCUCAGCAGGACUCUGCAGUGAUCCACCCCAGCACCCCUAACCACCUGCACCACAAAGACCCCAGCGGCACGCCAAAGAACGAGAAAUACACACCUAUGGAGUUUAAGACGCUGAAUAAGAACAACCUGCUCCCAGAGGAAAGCUGUAACUUCUUCCCGUCUCCUCUGCAGCAGACCAACCUUUACGCCACCACGUAUUACCCCACCCCACUGGGUAAAUACGACUUCCCCACCUUAGACUCACCCUGCAGGAGCUACAUGCACAGCUGAACCCUGCUGUCUCACACACAUGCACUGAGGAACCCAGAGGAACCCAGAUCUGCAUCAGCCUUCAUCAGGUGCAGAGCAAGAGGAGUGAGGUGGUGUUGGCAGCAGUAAUAUUGAUGAUUUGGAUUUACUUUGGAUUAAACCAAUCCAAUCCAUUUGGAUUUGAUGUUGAAAAACGGAGAAAGCAGGGUGGCUGCCUUGCAGUGAUUGGCUGGGACACGCAGAUUGUGGAUCAGAAAGGCCAAAAACAGAUCAUGUGACCAAGGCCAAAAUAUAUAAAAUAAAAAAAAAAAACAUUUUUUAAAACUUUUUUUAAAAAAUAACAGGCAUGAACUGUCCAUAGCUUUCACUUUUGAAGGGAAUUUAUGAAACGUGAACUUUGCGUCUUCCGUCAGGAAGAAGGACUGAGGACGAAAUAGUCCCUUUUGCUUGAAUUCUUCACGAGUCUGGAUGUAGGACUCAAAGACAAUGCUUUUCUUUCUCUCACUCCUCUGCUUCAGGCUCUUAUUAACCCACAGCUGCUCCAAGACAGCUCAGACCGUUGGGCUUCUUUAUCUCUAGAGAGGAAAUGCAUUGGUAAACGUAAACAUCUGAAACGUUGAAUAAUAGUGAGGAGAUCAACACUAUAAAAUAUCAAAACUAUGAAACGAUCUGUGACCAUAACAUAACUCACACAUUGAUUUCUUUCCUAUUUGGGUAAAGUAUGAGCUUUACAUGCUGAUGACAUCAUCUCAUUUAGUUCAAUAAUGUAUGUAUUGUUCUAUUUUUAAAAAUUGGGAACCAAAUUCAUACAUGUAUUCAUACAUGUAUUUAUCUUAGAAACAAAUCCAAAUCAAAUCGAAUUUAAUUGUAUAGCGCUUGUUACAAUAGUACAGAGUACAGAGACUGUGAACAGAUUAUCAGUGGAUCUGACUAUAUCAGCCUAGCUAAGAGGAGAGGGCCAGAAGGUAACAUAGACACCAGAGCUCCCUAAACAUUGGUAUAUUUCAAGCAUUUAAUUCAAAAUUUAAUUCAAGAUUUAAAUGAAAUAAAAAUAUGGAAAAUAUGUAUUCAGUCAGGCAGAUAAAACAUUUUAACUGGUACUGUUUGUGUGAUUCCCUUAAAUUUAGAAAAUAAUGCAAAUAAUAUAAAUUUUUAGGGCAACCUAAAUAGCGCUAUGUGUGUUUUUUGGUCAAAGGGCAAAACAACAUGGGUAAAUUUUGAUAUAUGUGUAUAUUUGUAGAGUUCAUACUGUAUAUAUACCUGCAGCUAUAGAUUUUUUGACUGGUAAUGAUUGUAAGUUUGCCGUUAUACAUACCAAUAUACCACACACUACAAGUAAAAGCAUCAUUUUUAUUUUUUAUUUUUUUUAUUAUUUAUUUUUUUGUAUGUAGCCAUUGUGAAAUAGAAACUAAACUGUUUUUUCUGCCAAUUUACUAAUUUUCACCAAAUAUUUCACAAUUUGAAAAUUUGAUUUGCAAGUUAACAAUUUAACAGUAGACUGAACUAAACAGAACCAACAGCAUUAUUUAUGGCUCUGAGGGUCUCAUAUUUUCAUAUUUUCAGGUGCAUAUUUUUUAUUACUUGCUUUUGAAGUUCCUGUAGGCAUGGUUACUUGUAAAUUGCCACUGGACCAUAUUUUUAGUGUAUUAAUUGUUCCAUUUUUGCACAACAUUUGAUUAUGUAUGUCUGUACAGGAAUUACAGGCUUACUGUAAACUUAAUAUGUGUGUGUGUGUGUUAUUGUGAAAGUGAUUUUAAUUGUGUCUCUGGGUGAUAUUUAAAAUUCUUUAAAUUCUGUCUAACCACCGAGGCACCACUAGGCUUCACUCGAACUCGAACAGUUAUUCACGUGGCCUUGCCAUGAGCAUGCUGACCAGUGUCACAAGAUAACACCUCACCUCACAACUUGUGCUUAUAUGUGUGGGCAUUCCAAGCCGUCCCCUGAGAUAACACUUCAUGAUCAAUGUACAUAAUGCUAUGCCAUGACUUUUGGCAGAUUGUCAGUUGUGUGUGUGUAUAUAGAUUUUCUUGUCUCUAUAUAGAAUGUCUGUAAAAUACUGUAAUUAUGUAAAUGAUUUCUGUGAACUCGAGUCCAGUCUGACUUUUAAAUGCACCACAAACGGACGUCUGAUCAGAAACCUAAACUGCACUGUUCCACAGAGAGGAAGAGGAAGAGGAAGAGGGAAUGGAUCUAAAUACCAUUUUUCUCUGUUCUUAUUUUAAUGUUGAGUAGUUUUGUUUUGUUUUUUGUUUUUUUUUGCUCGUGGGCGGAUCCAGAGGAUGAUGAUGAUGUCAUGACGAUGAUGUCACACUGUGUUGUGGUUCACUGUCCCUUUCAAACUCUUGUUGGUUGGACCUAUUUGCCGUUGCAUGUUUGGACGCAGAGGAGCUUCCCUAUGCAAUCCAACACAGACCCCCCACCACCAUCACUGCCUUUACACACACUGUGAACUUUUUGCUAUUUUAUAUUUUUGUAUACUGUAUAUUGUAAAAAAAAUAAACAUGAAGUUUCUCUCUGUAAAGAUUAA
Molecule: messenger RNA, 5995 nt
Organism: Astyanax mexicanus (Mexican tetra)
Lineage: Eukaryota; Metazoa; Chordata; Actinopteri; Characiformes; Acestrorhamphidae
Gene: sema5bb
Product: sema domain, seven thrombospondin repeats (type 1 and type 1-like), transmembrane domain (TM) and short cytoplasmic domain, (semaphorin) 5Bb
Exons: 22
Coding region: 181-3489 (1102 amino acids)
Biological process (GO): positive regulation of cell migration; semaphorin-plexin signaling pathway; axon guidance
Molecular function (GO): semaphorin receptor binding; chemorepellent activity
Source: RefSeq, a predicted model, not a curated record